AUGUCCACGCUGACGGACUACGACCUGUACAACCAAUUGGGCCAGGGAACGUUUGGGGUGGUGACGAAGGCCCGUCAGAAGUCGUCAGGCAAGCUUGUGGCCAUCAAGAAGUUCAUCGUGAAGGACAAGAAAGAGGGUUUCCCGAUCACCGCGUUCCGCGAGAUCACGAUCAUGAAGAAGCUGAAAAAUAUCAACGUGUUGCAGAUUGUGGACAUGAUCCACGAGAAGGACGGCUCUUUCUUCUACACGGUCUCGCCCUACAUCUCGUCCGACUUGAACGGGCUACUGAACAACCCGAGAAUAGACCUCUCCCUCCCGCAGAUUAAGUCCCUCAUGCAGCAGAUCCUGCAAGGCAUCAACUACGUGCACCAGUCGGGCUACCUCCACCGUGACAUCAAAACCGCCAACAUCUUGUUGGACCACUUCGGCAUAGUCAAGAUUGCAGACUUCGGCUUGGCCCGUCUGUUCCACGGCGAGCCCCCGGCCACCGCAGACUCGCCACCGGGUGGAGGAAAGUUUGAGUAUACCGGCUUGGUGGUCACGCGUUGGUACAGACCACCGGAGUUGCUUCUCGGAGACCGGAAAUACACCACCGCAGUGGACAUGUGGGGGAUAGGAUGUGUUUUCGGCGAACUCUUCAACAAAAAACCGAUUUUGGAAGGCCGGUCCGACGUGCACCAGGCAGAAAUCAUCUUCAUGUUGCUUGGCUCCCCGACCCCGGAAAACUUCCCCAACUGCCAUCUGAUCAACAGGCACGGCAUCGACUUGAAAAAUAACUAUCCACGGACUCUAGAAUCAUCCUUCAACACAUUCAUGCCCCCAGAUGCCUUGAAACUCCUUGCUGGAAUGUUGACUCUCGACCCAAUGAAGAGGUACAAUGCGCUGAAAUGUCUAGAGUCGCCAUUUUUCACAAACGAGCCUUUACCAAGUGAUCCUGCAGAGCUU
Messenger RNA from Pichia membranifaciens NRRL Y-2026, 945 nucleotides. RefSeq lists its product as hypothetical. Gene Ontology annotation, biological process: protein phosphorylation. The record is from RefSeq and is a predicted model, not a curated record. The transcript has a single exon. Gene Ontology annotation, cellular component: nucleus. Gene Ontology annotation, molecular function: ATP binding; cyclin-dependent protein serine/threonine kinase activity. NCBI's taxonomy places the organism in Eukaryota, Fungi, Ascomycota, Pichiomycetes, Pichiales, Pichiaceae. The annotation marks the transcript as partial.